Molecule: messenger RNA, 1840 nt
Organism: Ictidomys tridecemlineatus (thirteen-lined ground squirrel)
Lineage: Eukaryota; Metazoa; Chordata; Mammalia; Rodentia; Sciuridae
Source: RefSeq, a predicted model, not a curated record
AGGACACUGGCCAGAAGGGAGCGGUGACUGGAAUUGUCUUUGGCCGGCUGCAAACUGCCCCCACGCGGCCCGGGCCAUGCUGCAGCACAGGGUCUCACGUGCCUCUGCCUGUGCGGGGCCAGGUAGCAGCGCUCGCCUCCUGCGCGGUCACUGCGCCCGCCCACGGGGAUCUGCGGGCUGGGCCAAUCCACGGGGCUGUCCCCGGCUGCUCGGCUGUGUGCUGGCGCGCGCAGGGCGAGCUCGGGGCGAGUGGCGCAGGCGUCUUAGCCUCCCCGCGGCCAUGGAGCGGCUGAGGUUGCCCCCCUUCGGCGCCGCGGCGGUGGACGAGUACCUGGAGUACCGCAGAAUUGUUGGUGAGGACGAUGGAGGGAAACUUUUUACUCCUGAAGAAUAUGAAGAAUACAAGAAGAAAGUUUUACCUAUGCGCUUACAGAACAGGUUAUUUGUGAGCUGGCGAUCACCAACAGGAAUGGAUUGUAAACUCGUUGGCCCGGAGACACUGUGUUUUUGUACACAUAGGUAUAAGCAACAUAAAACUGACUUUGAAACAAUUCCACAGCAGCGCCCCAUUGAUCUGCCUUGCCGAGUGACUGGCUGCCAGUGCAGGGCUUACCUUUUUGUGCCUUUGAAUGGCACGCAGCCCAUUCGAUGCAGGUGCAAGCACUUUGCUGAUCAACACAGCCCUGCACCUGGUUUUACAUGCAAUGCAUGUAAGUUACACUAUUAUACAUAUUUAAUCAGGUUUAAGCAACAUAAAACUGACUUUGAAACAAUUCCACAGCAGCGCCCCAUUGAUCUGCCUUGCCAAGUGACUGGCUGCCAGUGCAGGGCUUACCUUUUUGUGCCUUUGAAUGGCACGCAGCCUUUUGUUUCAAUGUCAGUAGGUACAAGUAGUCAAGAUUCUUCCUCGAGGAGACCUGAUGAGGAUGACAUGGCUUUCUUUGAAAGACGAUAUCAGGAAAGGGUAAAAAUGGAAAAGGCAGCUAAGAUGAAAGGAAAAUCUCCGUUGCCAUCAACUACAAAACCUUCGUGAAGGCUGUUGGACAGCUUAAAACCAUCAGGCAAAUAUGUCUUUCUGCUCAUUUAAAUGUAAUAAUAGAGUUUAUCUUCUCUCAAAUUAUUUACUUUUUAAUUGUGUAAAUAUGUCUUUUUGGAUGUUUUGUUCAUUUAUUGAAAGGAGAAAUUGACUUAUAUUAUUUUGAUAAAAAUAAAUGAUUUACUACUUUGUAUAUGCUUUUUCUCUCUCUUGGGUAGGGAAAUUAGGUUAUUCUCAUAGAAGUUAAACUGAAAAUACAGUAAAUAUUUUUAGUCUAUUAUAAUUUAACUUUUCCAGCCUAUUUAACAAAUUAAAGACAUUAUCAAUGUUUGUCAACAAACAUGUCACUUUCUCAUUCAAAAUUGAAAGUUAAAAUUAUUAAUUUUUUUUUAAGUUUUGGAAGGUCUAUUUAUUUUUUAUAUAAAAAAACUGCACUUUAGAAUUAUGCAAUAAUUUUCUAGAGAUAUCCACUGAUUUUUUUACACUGGUAACUAACUCUCUGCUAUAUAAAGAAAGAGAAAGCAAGAGCACAAAGUACACAGAGGGCUGAUUCUGUAGAUGGCAAGAUCAUUAAAGGUCCAACUGCAUGUUCUGGGGCCAGGCCAGAAAGUCAUACCAGACAGGAGAGAAGCAAGGAGCAAAGUCUUAUGUAUGAGUUGACACCUUGGGUUUGUGUCAACUAAAAGGAGACUUGGGAAAUUGUAGGCACCCUCUUUCUCCACAGAAAAUCUUAACUGCGUUUUUCCAGAAAUCUUCACCAUGGCUGAUUUUAGGACUGUCAAUAAAAGAGUUCAAUGAGAUAAA